Messenger RNA from Caenorhabditis remanei, 1134 nucleotides. RefSeq lists its product as uncharacterized. NCBI's taxonomy places the organism in Eukaryota, Metazoa, Nematoda, Chromadorea, Rhabditida, Rhabditidae. The record is from RefSeq and is a predicted model, not a curated record. The transcript has 4 exons. The coding region runs from base 1 to 1134 and encodes 377 amino acids. Gene Ontology annotation, molecular function: protein binding.
AUGGCCGAGGUCACCGAUAAAGAUCCAUUGGCUCUUCGCGGACGUAUUCUCAAAGAAUUCGAGAAAGUACAAGCAGAAAUCGCAACAAAGCCGGAAUUGUGGAGAAAAUGGAGUUUCGAAGCUCACGAAAGGUUGCGUGAAGCUAUGGGAGUGGACUUCCUGGACUAUCCGGAACUCGAAUUCUGGUUCUCGAGAUUUCUUCAAGGAAAUUUUGAAUUGGACUAUGAUAGAAGUUCCGAUCCAAAAGCCCGUUCGAUCAUCGACUUGCCACUAGACGUUUUUAAUAAAAUUGGUGAAUACUUGCAGCUAAAAGACAGAAUGCAUCUCCGUGAUGUGUGCAAGGAUUUUCGAUAUCAAGUCGAUAACUGGGAUCUGAAACUAGACGAGAUUUUCUAUAACGGUGCGAAUGAAUGGAGAGUCACACCGACGUUGGGACAAAGAUCGUUUUGGGUGUGCAAUUAUGGACAAAAUGAAGAAAACAUAUUCAGUUAUUGUCCUUAUCGGAAUCCAACUUCUUUUGUGAUGGGUGCGCUGAAGCUCCCGAAACUUCAAGUGGAUAAAUUGACGAUUUUGGAUCAAGAUAUAUAUUGGAAUGAAUUGAUUGAAGAGCUGAACAAAUCAAAUCAGAAACUUCAUGUAAAGAAGGUCGAAUUUCCAUUUUAUUCAUCAAAAAUUGAUUUGCAUUUUAUGAUUCCCACAGUACUCGAAGAGAUCACAAUGGUCCUCUGGAAUCCAACACGCGAAGAAAUGUCUAAAAUUAUUGAAUCGGAGCAAUGUCAAUCAGCAAAAAUGGUUUAUAUUGAGAGUGGCGCCUGCACUUCUAGAUUUCCAUUGGAUGCUCUAUACAAUUGCCCAAGAUUCACUUUGCGACUCAGAGAAAAACCUGCAGACGGUUUGAAAUCGAAAUUUCUUAAGGCACUCAUGAAAUACGGUGAUGUUAAAAAAUGCGUUCUCUACGCGGAGAGAGAAAUCUUGAGCUAUUUCAAUGAACCAGAGGUUAAGGUUCCGAACUUUCCGUCGCUCCGUCGUUACCCAAUUUCUGGAACCAAUGAUUUCUACGAACUCGAACAUGUAGUGGAAGUUAACCGUUAUAGACACCAAGAGGAGUUCGUUUCCCUCGAAAGAAAACAUUAA